Molecule: messenger RNA, 1036 nt
Organism: Erinaceus europaeus (western European hedgehog)
Lineage: Eukaryota; Metazoa; Chordata; Mammalia; Eulipotyphla; Erinaceidae
Gene: HSD17B8
Product: hydroxysteroid 17-beta dehydrogenase 8
Exons: 9
Coding region: 78-860 (260 amino acids)
Biological process (GO): estrogen biosynthetic process
Molecular function (GO): estradiol 17-beta-dehydrogenase [NAD(P)+] activity
Source: RefSeq, a predicted model, not a curated record
CUCCAUUCCUUUUGUCACGCCCCUUCACUCUGGGAUUGGUCCUGUGGCGAGUGGACCUCCCCACCCCACAGUCAGCCAUGACAGCUCUGCAGCUCCGACUCCGCUCUGCCUUGGCCCUGGUCACAGGUGCAGGCAGCGGCAUCGGCCGAGCGGUCAGUGUGCGCCUGGCCAGAGAGGGGGCCGCUGUGGCUGCUUGCGACAUAGACGGGGCAGCAGCUCGGAAAACUGUCCAACUGCUGGGCCAGCCCCAGAGUGAGGAGGGGGAACCCCCCAGGACCCACGCCGCCUUCCAGGCUGACGUGUCGGAAGCAGGGGCUGUCAGGCACCUGCUGGAACAAGUGCAGGCCUGCUUCUCUCGCCCACCAUCUGUUGUUGUGUCCUGUGCGGGCAUCACAAGGGAUGAAUUUCUGCUGCACAUGUCUGAAGAUGACUGGGACAAAGUCUUAGCUGUCAACCUCAAGGGCACCUUUUUGGUGACUCAGGCUGCAGCCCAAGCUCUAGUGUCCAGUGGUUGCCAUGGCUCCAUCAUCAACAUCAGCAGCAUCGUAGGGAAGGUGGGGAACCUGGGACAGACAAACUAUGCAGCAUCCAAGGCUGGAGUGGUUGGGCUGACUCAAACUGCUGCCAAGGAGCUUGCACGACAUGGAAUCCGCUGUAAUUCUGUCCUCCCAGGGUUCAUUACAACACCCAUGACACAGAAAGUGCCACAGAAAGUGCUGGAUAAGGUGACUCAGAUAAUCCCGAUGGGACAUUUGGGAGACACUGAGGAUGUAGCAGAUGUGGUUGCAUUCUUAGCAUCGGAAGACAGUGGAUACAUCACAGGGGCCUCAGUGGAAGUCACUGGAGGUCUUUUCAUGUAACCGCCUCAAGGACCCUGAAUUCUGCUCACUCCCGACCACUCUUCAUGGCCUCCUGCUGAUGAGGAUUUUGAGUUCCCAGGCUACAAAGGAGGUGGCAGUGUAUGAUUCAGGAACGCUGAAUAUGAGAAGCAGGGGUGCUUGUGACCCUAAUAAAUUCCAAAUCCUCUUCCCUGCCA